GAGUUCUACGUUCCGCUUUCCCUUUCCCCCCUCCCAGCUAAGCUGCGGGCGAGAGCGGGCGGGCGGGCUGGUGUGAAGGGAAAGAACGGUUUCCCUGGCAACCGUUUCCCAAGCGACUCCAGGUGGAGCGGGGACACUCUGCAUGAAGAUGGGCCUCCUCGUACCCCGGGUUGGGGACGGCAGGGCUCUGUCUCGGGAAAACCGGGGGAAUAGACGCUCAGAGAAGAGAAAAUGUGGGGUUGCCAGAUGUCUCAAGCCAGGUCUGUUAGUGAAGAAUCUGGACUCCAUAAGAAGGGCAAGAGGCCCUGGCCACAAAGACAGCUGGCAGAGAGAGAAGUCAGCCAUCAUGGAAUCACCAGAGGAGCCUGGAGCAUCCAUGGAUGAGAACUACUUUGUGAACUACACUUUCAAAGAUCGGUCACAUUCAGGCCGGGUGGCUCAGGGCAUCAUGAAACUGUGUCUGGAGGAAGAGCUCUUUGCUGAUGUCACCAUUUCGGUGGAGGGCCGAGAGUUUCAGCUCCACCGGCUGGUCCUCUCAGCUCAGAGCUGCUUCUUCCGGUCAAUGUUCACUUCCAACCUGAAGGAGGCCCACAACCGGGUGAUUGUGCUGCAGGAUGUCAGUGAGUCUGUUUUCCAGCUCCUGGUUGAUUAUAUCUACCAUGGGACUGUGAAACUUCGAGCUGAUGAACUGCAGGAAAUUUAUGAGGUGUCAGACAUGUAUCAGUUGACAUCUCUCUUUGAGGAAUGUUCUCGGUUUUUGGCCCGCACAGUGCAAGUGGGAAACUGCCUUCAGGUGAUGUGGCUGGCAGAUCGGCACAGUGAUCCUGAGCUAUACACUGCUGCCAAGCACUGUGCCAAGACCCACCUGGCCCAGCUGCAAGGCACAGAGGAAUUUCUCCACUUGUCCCAUCACCUGCUCACAGAUAUCAUUUCAGAUGGAGUUCCAUGUUCCCAGAACCCAACAGAGGCCAUAGAAGCCUGGAUCAGUUUUAACAAAGAGGAAAGAGAGGUUUUUGCAGAGUCACUCAGGACUAGCUUGAAGGAAAUUGGGGAGAAUGUGCACAUUUACCUAAUUGGGAAAGAGUCAUCUCGUACUCACUCGUUGGCUGUGUCCUUGCAUUGUGCAGAAGAUGACUCCAUCAGUGUAAGUGGCCAAAACAGCUUGUGCCACCAGAUCACUGCAGCCUGCAAGCAUGGUGGAGACCUGUAUGUGGUGGGCGGGUCCAUCCCACGGCGCAUGUGGAAGUGCAACAAUGCCACCGUUGACUGGGAGUGGUGUGCACCUUUGCCCCGAGACCGGCUUCAGCACACCCUGGUGUCUGUGCCGGGGAAGGAUGCCAUAUACUCGCUGGGUGGCAAGACACUGCAGGAUACCCUCUCCAACGCAGUUAUCUACUACCGGGUAGGUGAUAACGUCUGGACGGAGACGACCCAGCUAGAGGUGGCUGUGUCAGGGGCAGCUGGUGCCAACCUCAAUGGGAUCAUCUACUUACUAGGCGGGGAGGAGAAUGACCUGGACUUCUUCACCAAACCGUCCCGACUCAUCCAGUGCUUUGACACAGAGACAGACAAAUGCCAUGUGAAGCCCUACGUGCUGCCCUUCGCAGGCCGCAUGCACGCAGCCGUGCAUAAGGAUCUGGUGUUCAUCGUGGCCGAAGGGGACUCCCUGGUGUGCUACAAUCCCCUGCUAGACAGCUUCACCCGGCUCUGCCUUCCUGAGGCCUGGAGCUCUGCCCCAUCCCUCUGGAAGAUCGCCAGCUGUAAUGGGAGCAUCUAUGUCUUUCGGGACCGGUAUAAAAAGGGGGAUGCCAACACCUAUAAGCUUGAUCCUGCCACUUCAGCUGUCACUGUCACCAAAGGCAUUAAGGUGUUGCUUACUAAUUUGCAGUUUGUGUUGGCCUAA
Loxodonta africana (African savanna elephant) is the source of this 1903-nucleotide messenger RNA. It is a transcript of the gene KBTBD4, whose product is annotated as kelch repeat and BTB domain containing 4. Gene Ontology annotation, molecular function: protein binding. Bases 143 to 1903 code for a protein of 586 amino acids. NCBI's taxonomy places the organism in Eukaryota, Metazoa, Chordata, Mammalia, Proboscidea, Elephantidae. The record is from RefSeq and is a predicted model, not a curated record. The transcript has 4 exons.